AUGAACGAAGGCGAAGCAGUCAGCGCAACAACCAGCACUACAGUACAACAUGGUACAACACCGGCAGAAAUUUGCCGUAUAGGUGUCAAGCCGCCGGUAUUUUGCAAACGCGACCCUGACUUAUACUUCCUGCAGAUGGAGGCGCAAUUUCGCGAAAUUGACGAAAUACGACUACGUGAUUGGGUCGUUAGAUGGGUCUACACUAAGAAACGUUGCGGAUAUUACUUUGCUGACUCUGAAAACAAAAAAUUACGCAGACUCAUACUCGAGUGCGAACUGCAUGACAACAAGCCAUCACAAUUACUUUGCACUAUGCGCGACCUAGCAGCUGGAGCCAUGAAUGACGGCGCACUGAAACAAUUCUGGCUAGAUCGUUUGCCCGUUGCAGUGCGAGCUGUUGUGUCCAUCGCUGACGGUGAUCUUGACAAAUGCGCACUUCAAGCUGAUAAAAUGAUGGAGAUGGGGAGUUAUGGUUCUGUAGCCACUGUAGAUGGUGCAAAAAAUUCUCAAUCAGCACAGUCAUCAUCAAUUGAAGAAAUGCAAACCAUAAAUAACGCCGUUUUACAACUGAGCAAAGAUGUAGCUGAAAUAAAGCAGCGACAAUACUCAAAUAGAAGACCUCGAUUCCGAACUCCAGAUCGUGAUCCAGUCCAGCACAUCCGCACAUGUUCUGCAAAUCAGGUUAGUAAGCAACCUCUUUGUUUCUACCAUUACAGGUUUGGUGCCAAUGCAAUCAAAUGUACCAAACCUUGCAAAUACAAGGCACCGGAAAACUAA
Teleopsis dalmanni is the source of this 777-nucleotide messenger RNA. RefSeq lists its product as uncharacterized. Lineage: Eukaryota; Metazoa; Arthropoda; Insecta; Diptera; Diopsidae. Bases 1 to 777 code for a protein of 258 amino acids. The transcript is spliced from 2 exons. The record is from RefSeq and is a predicted model, not a curated record.